UUGUCACGGUAACCCGGAUGUACACAAAAACACGUGUCGGUGCUUUGCGCGUGUGAGAGAGGGAGUGAGAUCAGCGUUUGCAAUCAUGUUUGCUGAAGAGGAAUGGACUGAUUCUCCAUCAGCAGAUGGAGCAUCUCACACUGUUAAAGUGUCUCCUGCCCCCUGCAAGGAUAAGUCUGUGGCUAAAAAAAGUCUUUUGAGAACCUUGCAAACGCUGGGGUCAGUUCCUAACUGGGAAAUUGAGAACGUUUUUGAGGAUAGUGACGAGGAGAAAGACGCCUCUCCUGUAGUCCAGACAACGAAAAAGAAAAGGUGCAAAAAGCGUAAAAGAAGGUCUAAUGCUGAUAAUGAAGGGAAGCAGCAAAAUAAAGUAGAUUCACCUGAAACGCCUACGAAGAAGCAGAAGCUAAUGAAGAAGGCCGUGAAAGGAAUAAGUUCUAAGGUGUCACAAGAGUCCAGAAAAGAUAAGAAUGACAUAGGAGUCAGCCCUCUGUUGGAGAAAAACGAAAGUCAAGCAGAGACAAAGCUAAGCAGAAAGCAGUGGAGGAACAAGAUGAAGAACAAAAACCGGUGUAAGAACAAGUAUCUUACGAAAACGACAGGUGUCGAGGAUGCCAAUGUAAAGAAGGAACCCUUAGUUAAAACACAGGACAUCAGCAAAUCCAAGAAAGUGCAGAAACAAAAGUCCCAAAAACUGACAGGUGUCGAAGAAGCCAAUGUAAAGAAGGAACCCUUUGUUCAAACACAGGACAUCAGCAAAUCCAAGAAAGUGCAGAAACAAAAGUCCAAAAAACUGACAGGUGUCGAAGAAGCCAAUGUAAAGAAGGAACCCUUUGUUCAAACACAGGACAUCAGCAAAUCCAAGAAAGUGCAGAAACAAAAGUCCAAAAAACUGACAGGUGUCGAAGAAGCCAAUGUAAAGAAGGAACCCUUUGUUCAAACACAGGACAUCAGCAAAUCCAAGAAAGUGGAGAAACAAAAUUCCAAAAAAACGAAAAAGUCUUGUGGAAAGAAUGGUAUUUCCUCCGCUACAGAUGAUGUUGAAAAUGGCAAAGACUUUAAAACAGAUAAAACUUCCAGAAUAGCAGAUCACUCUCUUAGCAACGGUAACAUCUCACAUGAACUGGCAGGAAAAGAGAAACCUUCUAAAAUGAUGAAAAAAUUACAGGCAGAGAAAUUGCGUCGUAUUUUAAAGUUGAGUCAUACUGAUGACGGUAAUGAAGCCACAGAGGAACCAGAAGAACCAAAAGGUACAAGAGUGAAUGUGAAGAGUGAUGAAGAGCAAAUGGCAACUGACCCCUCAACUGCUUUAAGGACAAAGAUGGUGAGGCAGUUAGAAGCCGCUCGAUUCCGCUACAUCAAUGAGCUGCUUUACACGUCGACCAGUCGUGAGGCCAAACGCAUGUUUCAGCAGGACCCAGAGGCCAUCGCGGUUUACCACAAGGGCUACACAACACAAGUUCAGCACUGGCCCACAAACCCUGUGGAUUCGAUCAUUUCCUAUAUUUGUCAAAAGCCACCUUCUUUAGUUGUCGCAGACUUCGGUUGUGGUGACUGUAAAAUUGCACGGAGUGUAAAGAAUAAAGUACACUCUUUUGAUUUGGCUCCGGUUUGUGAUCUUGCCACUGCAUGUGACAUGGCAAACGUCCCGCUCCGUGAUUCUACAGUAGAUAUUGCUGUUUUCUGUCUUUCUCUGAUGGGGACAAAUCUGGGAGAGUUUUUGGCAGAAGCAAACAGAGUCCUGGUGAUGGGGGGUGUUCUUAAAAUUGCUGAAGUGGCUAGUAGAUUUGAAAACAUACGUUCGUUCAUUGGUGCACUGUCAAGUCUGGGCUUCAAGAUAGUCAAUAAGGACACAGAAAACAGCCACUUCUACUCUUUUGAAUUCACAAAGACAGAAACAGCAACAGAGAAUGCGAAGAAAGCUGGACUUCAGCUGAAACCUUGCCUGUACAAGAAACGAUAAAUAUGCAUAAAGUAAAUAUUUUGCUUUAUGGUUGGGACUGUGUUGUGUGUAAGAAAAGUUUUAUCAGCAAUAAUUCAGUUUAAAGCAAGGGGCAAAUAUCCUCUUGACAUUGUAUUUGUAACCUUUGUAAAUCAAUGUAACAGGAACAUCCAUUGUAUAAAAAAGGCUUUAAUGUGAUUUGUGAAAGGCUUUGUGAAAAGUUUUAUAUAUUUGCUUAUGAUUGGAGUAAGCAUUUACCUGCAAAACAAACUGACUCCAUACGUAUUUUAAUUGGUCAAGUA
Molecule: messenger RNA, 2244 nt
Organism: Rhinichthys klamathensis goyatoka
Lineage: Eukaryota; Metazoa; Chordata; Actinopteri; Cypriniformes; Leuciscidae
Gene: rrp8
Product: ribosomal RNA processing 8
Exons: 8
Coding region: 86-1963 (625 amino acids)
Biological process (GO): rDNA heterochromatin formation; regulation of transcription by glucose; cellular response to glucose starvation
Cellular component (GO): nucleolus; rDNA heterochromatin; chromatin silencing complex
Molecular function (GO): methyltransferase activity
Source: RefSeq, a predicted model, not a curated record